Molecule: messenger RNA, 5208 nt
Organism: Periophthalmus magnuspinnatus
Lineage: Eukaryota; Metazoa; Chordata; Actinopteri; Gobiiformes; Gobiidae
Gene: pcdh15a
Product: protocadherin-related 15a
Exons: 36
Coding region: 1-5145 (1714 amino acids)
Biological process (GO): homophilic cell-cell adhesion; inner ear development; sensory perception of sound
Cellular component (GO): stereocilium; plasma membrane
Molecular function (GO): calcium ion binding
Source: RefSeq, a predicted model, not a curated record
AUGCGGCGGGGGAGGUGGCUCAUCUCGUGGCUGGGGACCGGAAUGGCACUCCUCUCUCUGCUCUGCCACAGCUGGGGCCAGGAGCCGAACGGCGACUGGAUGUACGAUGAAUGCACGCUGGAUCGGGGAGGCAAUCCUGCAACUUUGGUGAGCAUCAACGAGGAAAGCCCCAACGGUACUGUUCUGGUGGAUAACCUGAUGAUCAAAGGGCGGGCCGAGGACCCUGGGCGGACCAUCGAGCUGACGCUACUGGACAACUACGACUACUGGUUCCUCCUGGACGCAGCGCGGCAGAGGCUGUACCUCAACAGCACCGGCCGUGUCCUGGACAGAGAUCCCCCAGUCUCCAUCACUACCCUCGUGGUGAUGGUGGAGUGCCGGAACUUGAUCAUUGGUAACACCAUCAAGCACGAAGUACGCGUCAUUCUGCGGGACAUCAACGAUAACGGGCCUAUAUUCCGCCACCCCAGCUACUAUGUAGCUGUCAAUGAGCUCACACCAGUUGGAUUAACGAUAUUCACGGGCUUCGCGGGACAGAAUGGUGCAGUGGACAUUGACGAUGGACCUAAUGGACAAGUGGAAUACAGUGUGCUUUACAAUCCCAAUGACACGGAUUCCAAUGACACGGUACGAGUUUCCAACACACUCUCAGGAAACAUCGUUUUGAAUCGAAGACUGAACUAUGAAGAUAAAACUCGAUAUCUGGUUCUAAUACAAGCUAAUGACCGCGCAGGCUACCCCCCCAACAGGAAGACCGCGACCACCACCCUGACUGUUGACGUCCUGGAUGGAGAUGACCUGGGCCCCAUGUUUUUACCGUGUAACCGUGUCAACAACACCCAGGACUGCACUCCGCUGACCUACCGAGUGGCCAUCCCCGAGUUCACUGAUCCGAAAAAGCUGAAUCCUCUCAAUGUGACCCCGGAAAUCCGAGCGGUGGACAAGGACCAAAACAUCCAGCCCCCAUCGGACAGGCCGCGCAUCCUCUACUCCAUCCUGGUCGGCCAGCCCAACACAUAUGCACAGUACUUCUCCCUGAACAGGACCACUGCAGAGCUGAGGGUGCUACAGCCAAUCAGCAGAGACCUGUACCAGCGCUUCACACUGGUCAUUAAGGCUGAGCAGGACAACGGCCACCCUCUGCCCGCGUUCGCCGACCUCAUUAUCGAGAUCCUUGACGAGAACAAUCAGGCUCCGUACUUCCAGUUUGCCACAUACCAGGGCUUCGUCAGCGAGUCGGCUGCGGUGGGAACAACUAUCUUCGCCAGCGCCAACCUCACCGACCCCCUGGGAAUCAUCGCGCUGGAUAAUGACAUUGAAGAGACCAAAGACCCCAGGGUGACGAUAACACUGAACGACUACACGGCCGUCUUCAGCCUGACCCCAUCUGGAUUAGUGCGCUACCUGAGGCUGCUCAAGCCGGUGGACAGGGAGACCCAGCAGACAUACACUUUCACGAUGGUGGCUUCAGACGGAGUCCAGCAGAGCGCUCCCGUCACUGUCAACAUCCUGGUCAUCGAUGCCAACGACAACACCCCCACAUUCAGCCAGGUCUCCUACAGCGUGGAGGUGUUCACCGACAUGCAGCCCGGAGAGACCGUCAUUCAGUUGACUGCGAGGGAUGCGGACGAGGGUCUGAAUGGACUGGUGACCUACGAGAUCGUGUUGGGGGCUCAGGGUGACUUUGUCAUCAGUAACCGCACAGGUCGUAUCACCAUCGCCCCUGGGGUCAGCCUGGUCGUGGGGAGGGCCUACACCCUCACUGUGAGGGCAUCGGACAGCGCUCCAGAGGCUCAGAGGAAGAGCUCCAUCACCACCGUGUACAUCGAGGUGCUGCCCCCGAACAACCAAAGCCCACCGCGCUUCCCCCUGGCCAGCUACAGUCUGGAGGUCAGCGAGGCCAUGAGGAUAGGGGCCAUUCUGCUCAAUCUGCAGGCCACAGACAGGGAGAAUGACCCCAUCACGUACACCAUCGUGAGAGGGGAUCCCCAGCAAAUCUUCAACCUCACACGAACGAUUGGCCUUCUUCUUUUGGGUAAACCUUUGGACCGCGAGACGACUGACCAGUACCGCCUGAUCGUCACCGCUUCAGACGGCAACCCAGGAGGAACCUCCACUACAACUGUGGACAUCGUGGUCACCGACGUCAACGACAACGACCCCCAGUUUAAUGUAACCACACCCGCAAACUUCACCGUCAGAGAGGAGGAGGCCAAUCUUUUUGUGGGACAAGUCACGGCCACUGACCCCGACGCCGGAGCAAACGGCCAAGUGCGUUACCGUAUCGUCAACCACCCGGACCUGUUCACCAUCAGCGCCAACGGUACCAUCUAUACCCGCGUGCCUCUGGACCGGGAGCGGCAGAGUCAGUACAGCCUGGUGGUGGAGGCGUCUGACGGGGCAGAGGUACCGCGACGCACCGCCCUCACCGUCACCAUCCUGGUCAGCGACAUCGACGACAACAGCCCCGCCUUCUCCCAGCUCAACUAUGUGGUCAACGUACCCGAGAACAGCCCCGUGGGGACCAUCAUUCUCAAUCUGACGGCGGUGGACGCAGACCUCUUCUCCAAUGUCACGUACCGCAUCAAGACGGAGUCGGCUAAGCAGCUGUUCUCUCUCAACCCCAUCACCGGGGAGCUGGCUGUGCUGCAGACCGUGGACUUUGAAAACCUGGCUGCUAUGGGGAUAGGCGCCUCCUACAGCUUUCAGGUGGAGGCCGUGGACCAGGCCGGGGUCAUGCCUCCCGGAGAGGCCACGGUCACGGUCCGGAUCACGGAUGUGAACGAUUUUUCGCCCAUCUUCAGUCAGGACUUGUACAAAGGGAUGGUGGCUCCCAACGCAGAGAAGGGCACAGUCAUCACCACUGUAUUUGCAGAGGACCAGGAUCCACCUGGCACACCGGCCAGCUUCGUGCGCUACACCGUGGACCACGUGCUGUCUCCGUACAGCGGCAGCAUUUUUGAUGUGGAGGAGCUAACAGGCAGGAUCGUCACCAAAGUCAACCUGAACGAGCAGCCCAGUGUCACCUUCAAGUUGUAUGUGAUCGCCUACGAUGAUGGGGAGCCGGUGAAGACCAAUACGACUUUGGUGGAGAUUACCGUUCUACAGCCGUCCAAAAUUCCAAUUUUUACCCAGGAGGAAUACCUGUUUGGUCCGGUGAGUGAAUUGGCUCCUGUUGGCACAAGCGUGGGAACCAUCCUGGCCGCGGCACUCGACCAAACCAUCUUCUACUCCAUCGUGGAUGGCAACGAACGAGGUGAUUUUAAGGUGAACAACAUGACCGGGGUGAUCUACACAGCCAAACCUCUGGACUACGAAAACGUGACCAGCUACGUUCUCAGGGUCCAAGCCGACUCCAUGAUCGUGGUCAUGUCCAACCUGCGCGUGCCUUCUAAAUCCAACACCGCCAAAGUAUUCAUCGAGGUACGGGAUGAAAAUGACCACGCUCCCGUCUUCUCCAGAAAGCUCUACAUCGGAGGAGUAACGGAGGACACCAAGAUCUUUAGUUCGGUGCUCAAGAUAGUGGCCACAGACGUAGACACGGGGAACUACAGUGCCAAUGCGUACCGCCUCAUCAUCCCUCCCACCGCUGAGGGACAGGACAGCUUUGUCAUCGAGACCUACACCGGAAUCAUCAAAUCGGCCAUGAUGUUCCGCAAUAUGAGGCGCUCCUAUUUCAAGUUUGAAGUCAUCGCUACGGACGACUAUGGGAAGGGCCUCAGCAACAGCGCAGAGGUGGUGGUUUCUGUUGUGAAUGCGUUGGACAUGCAGGUGGUGGUGUCUACAGUGCCCCCUACGCUGGUGGAGGAGAAGAAAGAAGAGCUCAUAAAAAUUCUGGAGCGUCACAUCCAAGACCAAAUCCCCGGUGCCAAAGUGAUUGUGGAGGCCAUCGGUCCCCGUCGCCACGGUGACGGCUAUGAGCUGGAAGACUACAGUAAAUCAGACCUGAUGGUGUACGCCAUUGACCCGCUGACGAACAGAGCCAUCCAGAGACAGGAGCUCUUCAAGUUCUUAGAUGGAAACGUUCUGGAGAUCAACAAGGAGUUCCAGCCGUACUUGGGCGAGGGAGGCCGCAUCCUUGAGAUCCGCUCCCCGGACAUCGUGGCCAGCGUGAAGAAGGCCGCUCAGGCUGUGGGCUACACCGAGGGGGCUCUGCUAGCACUGGCGAUCAUCAUCAUCCUCUGCUGCAUCCCCGCCAUCCUCAUCGUCAUGGUUUCCUACAAACAGUUCAAAGAGCGACAGGCAGAGUGUGCGAAGACAGCCAGGAUUCAGCAGGCUCUUCCUCCAGGGGGGAAAGCAGCCCCGACCCCCACAGCAGCCGCUCCCUCCGCCAACGUGUACGCCGAGCUGGGAGGAGGCAGCAUGCGUGGCAUGGGCAGACCGGAGCUUUCCAUGGAGGCUGGCCAAGACUACUACGGACAAGACUACUAUUAUGACCAGGGAUAUGGCAGCCGGAGGAGGUUGAUACCACCAAUGUACGAUGAAUAUGGAGAGAUGAUAGAAGAUGAAUAUUACUACAGUCCUCAGUCUGGCAGAAGAAAGCGAAUCAAGCUGGUGAUCGAUCGAGAGAAUGAGACGACUUCUACCGGAGAGGAAAGCACUACAGAGACCCAGCAGCCUCCCCUGUCCAAUGUUAACAGCCACAGCAACAUCAACGGCAGCAUCUACCUCGCCCAGAACGGCACCAUUGUCAGAACGCGAAGAAUGCCCCUCCCAAACAAUAUCAAGUCGGGCUCACCCUGCCGCCUGUCAGAGCAUUUUAAAAAACUCGACAAAUUGGGCGUCACUCACGAAGAGCCCUCGUCGCCCGGCUCUGCCACAGACGGGACACUGAACGGCACGGAGAACGGGACGAGUACAUGCAUUUCCGCUAAUGUGGACAUCAAUCUCAACACACACUCCUCCAGCGGCUCCCUGGGAUCCGGCAUCGUAGUUCUCAAAACAUUUGGCUCCAGAACUAAUAUAGCCAAGACCUUGAUUGACAGAAACAACAGCCGCGUCAACAUGGAGCAAGAGACGUGUGUUGACAACCAUAAGGACAGCCGAGAGACGCUGGAGUCCCACAGCGAGCACACACUAUCGGACGAGGACGAGCUGUGGAUGGGGCCAUGGAACAACCUGCACAUACCAAUGACAAAACUCUGACUGGCCAUGCAGAAAAUGUGUUUGUUUUUGGGUUUACUGUCAGUCAUGUAGAGGUGGGUGAUA